AUGAGCCACCGAACCUCCUCCUCCUUCAGAGCGGAGAGAAGCUUCCACUCCUCCUCCUCCUCCUCCUCCUCCUCAUCUUCCUCCUCCUCCUCGGCCUCCCGGGCCCUCCCAGCCCAGGACCCCCCCAUGGAGAAGGCCUUGAGCAUGUUUUCUGAGGAUUUCGGCAGCUUCAUGCGACCCCACUCGGAGCCCCUGGCCUUCCCCGCUGCCCUCCCCACAGCCCGCCCCGCGGGGGCCGGCAACAUCAAGACCCUGGGAGACGCCUAUGAGUUUGCAGUGGAUGUGAGGGACUUCUCCCCCGAAGACAUCAUCGUCACCACCUCCAACAACCACAUCGAGGUGCGGGCCGAGAAGCUGGCGGCAGAUGGCACAGUCAUGAACACCUUUGCUCACAAGUGCCAGCUGCCAGAGGACGUGGACCCGACCUCGGUGACCUCAGCCCUGCGGGAGGAUGGCAGCCUCACCAUCCGGGCGCGGCGUCACCCGCACACAGAGCACGUCCAGCAGACCUUCCGGACGGAGAUCAAAAUCUGA
Messenger RNA from Marmota flaviventris (yellow-bellied marmot), 534 nucleotides. The record is from RefSeq and is a predicted model, not a curated record. Lineage: Eukaryota; Metazoa; Chordata; Mammalia; Rodentia; Sciuridae.